Molecule: messenger RNA, 6338 nt
Organism: Seriola aureovittata
Lineage: Eukaryota; Metazoa; Chordata; Actinopteri; Carangiformes; Carangidae
Gene: srrm4
Product: serine/arginine repetitive matrix 4
Exons: 13
Coding region: 973-2865 (630 amino acids)
Biological process (GO): regulation of RNA splicing; mRNA processing; neuron maturation
Cellular component (GO): nucleus
Molecular function (GO): mRNA binding
Source: RefSeq, a predicted model, not a curated record
UCCAGCAGUCACUGAAACAGACAACACAGGUGGAAGAAAGGAAGGAAGGAAGGGAGGAAGGAAAAGGAAAGAAAACUGAUGCUGGCACAAGUCAGGAUAGCUGAAGGAUGAUAGGAGAGCUGAACCUUGUCAGUGGUGUUGUAGAGUGAGACAAGUGUAACACAGAGACAAAGAGAGAGAGAGAGAGAGGAUGACAGAAGGUGUCCCUCACCCCAGCGUCCAGCCCCCAACUUUUGACGUCAGAGGCUGAGAGAGACAAAACAAGCCGCGCUCAGCUGAGCUCCUCACUCGAUUCCCACUCUCACACGCGCACACACCCUCCGACGCACAUUCAUCCUCAGACGUCCUCCUCAGACUCGCCACAACACUUGCCUCAAGACCUGCUCAGUCCUCAGCCGCUGUGCGUGGGCGCGCAGUCAUCUCCACAACACAACACUGCACUCUGGCAACAAGAAAACACUUGGUCUCCUCCCCCCCUCAGGACUGAAACACGCUUCGUCUCUUGUGAGGGAUGCCUGAUUCUGUGUGAAGCUGCCGACGGGAGCACACAGGGGAGGGGGGGGAGAAAGGAGCGCUCCGACUCCCGGCCCCCGACACAGACCCCCCGUCCCAAAAAGCAGCAGAUGUGAUAGAAGAGGAGAGGCGGAGAGAGAGAAACACAAUCUCCCCCACCCCUCCUUCCUCAUCUGGGAGAACAAUACCCUGCCUCCAGUUUGAGAGGGUCAGCUUUUGUCCCUCUCCCCACGCUCCCGCUCGAGAGCGAACAGCAGACAGACGCGCUGACACAUUGACCUGCUGCUGUGAGAGGAGAGGACGGUGUAAAACAGACACACUGCACACUGCUCAGUUUGAUUCAGUACUUGGACAGCUCCUGAGCAGCAACCGCUGGGACUGCGUGUUUCCAUGAGUGAGAAGAGACUCUGUCUGCUGAGGGACUGAAGCCGAUCCGGUCUGGAGACCCAAGAGCUACAGAUGCAGCCCCCGUGUUCGCUCCAGCUCGGCCCCUGCGUCCCCUCUCCGUCCCUGGGAUCGCAGGGCAGCACAGCCAGCCUCCAGCAGCUGGGAGAGAAGCAGCUCUUUGAGAAGUUUUGGAAGGGCACUUUCAAGGCUGUGGCCACCCCAAGACCAGAGAGCGUCAUUGUGGCCAGCAUCACCGCCCGCAGGAGAGUGGCUGACUCAGAAACAACAACCUGCCAGCCGCUUAAGACUGAUGAGAGGAAAGCGGCGGACACCAGGGUGGACGCCGCCGACAGAAAUGGCUGCAUCAAAGGAAAAGGACGCAAACACCACAGUCAUCGCAGGGUCAGGAGCCCCUCCUUUGAUGAGGAACUCUCCCCUCGGCCCAAAGGGAAGAAGAAGAAGAGAAAGUCUGAACGGAAGAGGAAAAGGAAAAGGUCUCCUUCCCACAGCCUGUCGCCACUGAGGAAGAAGAAAAAGAAGAAGAAGAAGAGCUCCAAGAAGAGCAAGCGGCAUAGGUACACAUCCAAGAAGUCAAAGCACAGCUCCUCCAGUUUAAAACAUAAGAGGAAGGAUGAGCGCAAGCGCAAGAAAAGUUCCCGGACUCACUCACGGCGGAGACGACGCUAUCGGAGGUCAGAGUCGGGCAGUUCUCCCUGCCAAUCUUCCACAGAGGACAGAAACCAUCUGCAAAAAUCUGUGGUACAUCAGACAUUAGGAGACCUGGCAGCUGCAGGGGAGCAGACCGAUGGAGUGCUCCACCACACGGACAUGAAGUGGAGACCCGCCACCAAAUCAGUGUGUAAAACGGCUCCAAAAUAUCGCUCCAUCCUCUCAACCGGCACCACCAUGUUGUCGUCAAAACCUGGAAGCGAGCUCUUACCCGGAAAAGGGUCUCAGCAUUUAUCGAGGCAGACCGACGGUCCGCACGAUUACGAUUCUGGGAAUGACACGUCUUCGCCGCCAUCGAGCAAAACCGGCGUUUCUCGGGCGAGUGUCACUGACAACAAGAGGAGCCACUGUCAACGCCUGGCCUCUCCGGAGAAGCUGAAGUUCGCUGACAGAGAUAAUGCCUCCGAUUCAGGAAACUCUGUCACCAGCUACGCGUCCUUAUGCAAACCUUACGGGGAGGAUAGCUUGUCUGCGACCCUGUUCAGUGCAAACAGCAAGAGAGAGCAGAUAACCUUGGGGUGUCGGGUAGAGGUCGUGAGACCUCCAAAGACCUCCAGCCGCUCACAGAGGAUGAGCGCUUCAUCUCGGAGGAGACUGAAAACCCGGGCGUCCAGCAGCAGGAGCAGGAGCAGAUCCUCAGGGAGUUCCAGAUACUCCGGGCGCUACUCUCGAAGCCCGUCGAUGUCAUCUUACAGCUCGUACUCGCGCUCUCCGAGUUACUCAGCCGACCUGAGGCGACGAGGCAGCGUGGCCAGCCUGAGCUCCAGAGGAAGCUACUCCAGAUACAGUGAUGACAGACUGCGAGACAGAAAGAGAACAUCGAGCUCCAGAGAGACGGAUGUGAAGCACGCGCAUAAGGUCAGUGGGAAGAGACGAAGACGCAAAUCCUACUCUCCUAUGAAGAAAAGGAGGAGAGAUUCGCCCAGCCAUCUGGAAGCACGCCGAAUCACAAGUGCCAGGAAGCGACCCAUCCCUUACUUCAGGCCGAGUCCUUCGUCCAGCAGUCGCUCCACCAGCGUUUCCUCCUGGAGCAGCCUCUUCACCCGCAGCCGCAGCCGCAGCCCGAUCCACAGCGUCAGCAGGAGCAGGAGCCGGAGCCGCAGCCGCAGCCGGAGCCACAGUUACUCCUCCUACAGGAGCUACAGUCGCAGUUCAUCCUGGAACUCAAUCUUUGGGACCCGCAGUCGCAGCCGGAGCCGCGGUUCGUUGCACAAACGUAACAAAACCAGGCAUUAAGUUUCCCAGAGCACAUUAAGGGACUGAAGCGCCGGCCGGGUUUCCACUUGAGACCAAGGACAGUGGAUGUUGGAGCAAUCGACUGUGUGUGUCUCCGUGCUCCGCUUUGACGCUUCAGUGAAAAUGUCCCAGCAGGGGGACACGGCCGCGGUUUUCACGAGGCGGUCUUGUUGGCUCUGCCCACAGAGACCACUGGAGACUGAAUGUCUUUCUGUUUGUUUGGUUUGUUCUUGUACUGCAUCCUCUUGCAUCAGCACUCACAAUGGCCUGCGACUGUUCAUCUCUUAGAUAUUUACAGUAGAAGCUGCACAAAGAAACAAAGAAACACUAUCCCUCUAUUACUCAACCAACAUCUACAUCUCUCUGCACAUCCCAUUAAAUUAUUCUUUUAAAUUUAUGCUUUAAAAUGAUAAAUGUGAUAUUUAUUUUUCAAGAUUGAUGGUUCUUUAAAAUGAAGUGUAAUGUUAAGGUUUAAAUGGCUUAAAUCCCAUUCAAUUUUUUUUCUUGCAAUAUGCAGAUUCACCAGUUAAAGAGAGAGUCUGAGAGAGGCCGCGUUUAACAGGACAUCAAACAUUUACUAUCCCGUGACAGUUAUGUGUGUCCUAGAUUUUGCACCAAUAAGUGAGGCGCAGAGGCAACAUUUGAGCCGUGUGAUCCAGCUGUUUACAAAUGGCUUCAGAGGGAUCGUUAUCGGGAAUAAGGAAAAAGGUUUUACCGCUCUGAUCUCAGCACUUCACAAGGUGAAGAACAAAACAAAAAUGAAACAGAGAGGGCGGCCCGACGACGAGCAAACUGCCUGUCAGCUCAAAUGUCAAAUUAAUUUGUCCUCUGAUCAAGUGGAAAACAAUUGAAAUGUCAGUCCAUGUAAUGCCACAGAGAGCAAUCACAACACUGCACAGGGACGGGGGACGGGUUCUUUUGACAAAAUGUUCAAUUUUUUUUUUUCUUGACAACACAUGACAAAUAAAACAUUGAAUGAAUUUGCUGUUAAGGUUAAAGAUGAUUUCAGAGCUGAAAUCCACAUCUCGGGCUGUUGUUACACCGUCUGUAUCAGUCUGGUUUUUGUUUAUCUGAUUCUUUCGAAGCCCAGGAUUAAAAAAAAAAAGCAGAACCUCGUCUGGUUGCAACCUGUUGAAAAUAAGCCUGAACUUACAAACAGCACCAAUUCUUGGUUUACUUGAAUAAUGUAUUCUUGCUACAACACUGGCACCAAACACAUAUAUCAACUGUGUUAUAUCACAACGUAAGGCCAAGAUUUGAAUUGUGCAGCACCAUACAUAUUUAUUACUUAUUUAAUAUUUAUUGGUUUGUGGUCCCUCUCAGUAGUGGUCAAUCUUUCUAUGCAACACUGUCAAUUUAUAGUUAUUAUGACACUGCUGUAAUUUAUUUUUGGUCUGUUGUAAAUUAUUUUGGCGCCUAACUCGCACAUAAACCUCAAAGUGGCAGCAGAUGUUGAAAAGACAGAGGAGCGGCAGAAGAGAUCCUUCCUGUCUGGCCUUUUGUUGUUGUUUGACAUUUUGGGAAAAAAUAUCUUCAUUCGCUUUUCUUUGCCGAGAGUUAGACAAGAAAAUCAAAACCACUCUCGUUUCUGUUUGCUGAAUUUGAAGCUACAGACAGCAGCCUGUUAGCUUAGUUUAGCAUAAAGUUUGAAAACAAGGGCUCUGUUGGGAAUAUCCACUCGCUGACUAUAUAGUGAAUCAAACAUUUUGUAGAGCUCAAAUGUAAAUUUUUGUCUACAAAGAAUUUCUACUACAAAAUAGUUGCAAGGCACAUCAAAAGGUUAAUGCACAGAAGAUGUACACUACAUCGAGCAAGCUCGACCAUCAUGCAUUGCGGCCCGUCUCGUGCUGUAGGUGAAGUCAACUCGCUAACAGGUUAGCUGCUAACAUUAGCCGCUGGAUUUGCAGUAUCAGGUGAGCCACCGAGGUGAACUGACAGAUGCCUCAUAUGUGAUGCAGAUGCAGAGCUAAUAAUUACAAAUAUCAGGGACAUAAUGAUGUAGCAAUUUAACUUCCAAGUAGAGUCUGAAAUGUAUCAGCUGCUGUCUGCACUUAUCCCUCAGCAAGUCUUCUGUGUAGUAAACUCUAUAUGGUGGGUGAGUAGAUGAGUGAGCGAACAAGUGGACAAUCCACAGCUAAGUAGUCCAGCUCUGUUGGAGGUAAAGAAACUGUCAUUAUAUGUAGUUUAAAACGACAAGUUGUGGUUUUGUGGUGGCAGACGUAACCCCUGUAAGACCACAACUUGAGGGUUUUACUCUUCCGUUCUGGUAUGGAUAAAGCAAACAAGAUAUUAUGAGUUAAUUAGUGAGCUUUUGAGCUGCUGUUUUUGUUGCCUUUGAACAGAGGCAACAGACGCUCUUCACAUCUGUUUCCAUUCUUUUUGCUAAGCUAUGUUAGCCAGCAGCUGAUCAUAGUUUCAUAUUUAUCUCUCACAGACACGAGAGCGGCAUCGACCUGCUCGUCUAAUUCUAGAAGAAAGCAAAUAAGCAUAUUUCCCAAAAUGUCAAACUGCUCCUUUAAAGUUGAUUUUCGAGGCUGCUUCGGCUCCAGAGUUUGAAUCUGCAAAGUUUGAAACUGCCUUUCCACAUAAUUAAGAGUUAUAUUUCUCAAUCAUUUCAAAUCCAUCACCCUGUCUGUGUGACUGCUCCAGGCCUGACAGACUGCUCUCUAUGCACUCAAUACUCUCAGCUUAUUUCCCUGAAUGUCAACUAAAUUGGACGAAUGAGGGAAAUAUGACGCCGGAAGAGGAACAAACUUGGCACAUGAGUCCCCCAUAAACUAUGAACUGAUGAUGACUCGUGUCACCCGGUGUUGACUAGGUGCCAGUGGAUGAUUUGUGCGGUCAUGUUGAUAAUCUUUCUGGACAGGCACCCGGGCCAGCGACCCCGUCCCCCCCACCUCACAAUGUAAAGUUUACAUCAGUUCUUGUGCAAAACAAUUUUAAAUAUGUAAUUACUGUGGUGACAAUAUGCAUCUGCAUUGUAUUGAUUAUACAAUAAGGUGUGGUUAUUUGAUUUACAGAAUGUGACUCGGGCCUUGUUGGAUGUUAUGGAUAUAUGACGCGUUGACCAGUGAAGUAGGAAAAUAAGACAAUAUGCCAGUCAGGCAUCAAUCAGUGGACUCUAGAUGUCUUUGUGUAUAAGAUCCCUCUGAUCAUGUCUUGUUAUUUUAAAAACUCCAAUAACAAGGUCAUAUAGCAAUAGUGCUCCUGUGUUUCAGUGUUAAAUUAUGCAUACUCUCCCCUUUUUAUUCCAUAGGAAGGCACAUAUUGCAAAAGCAUAUGUUUUUUUCAUACUGUCACAUUUUAUCCUGUGUCAGUCAGUGUGAUUUCCACAUUGUAAUAAUGUUUCACCUGGAAAUUGAAUUGUCCCUGCCAUAACCCCAUGAAAUCACCCCCCCAUCUCCCCCUCUUUCACUGCGUGUUCAGAAUAAGCUAUAUAUAAAAAGAAAAAAAAAAUCAUGUUCUGAAUAAAA